ACUGAACUGUGCUCAGUCGCUGUUGUGGCUGGGAGGCAGCACAAGGCGGGCAGUACCUUUGGUUGACCGUGGUUCAGCCUGAGGUAAAGCAGGGGUCUUUUAAAGUGACCGACUAAGCGAAAAGAAGCUACUGACGUCCCUGACCAAGCUCCGACUUGGCACGACACCUUUAAUCCUGCAGAUACUGCAGGCAGGAAGUACCAGAAGAGCAAGCUGUGGCAAGACUGGGUGGAGUUUGACAGGAUGUUCAGCCAGUUGUUCGUCUCUUUGUAAAUGGAUUAGAAGAGAUAUAUACUUUCAAUACAGAGAUUUGAGGAGAAGAGAAGUCUGAUGCCAUCCUGCUGCAUUGUAAAGGCAGGUUGUGACCAUGCGCUGCCUGGCUGCUCGGGUGAACUACAAGACCCUCAUCAUUAUCUGCGCCCUCUUCACACUCAUCACUGCGUUGCUGUGGAACCGCUGCUCUAGCGACACCUCCAAACGCAUCCUGCCUCGUGCUAACUUGGUGGCUACAAGUUCUCAGAUUGGGGAUGCUAGCAUCAGCAGCCAGCAGCAUCCGCCACAACCUCCCGAGCCCCCGCCUGUUGUCGGGCUUGUUGGAGGGAUUAAGUAUGAAGAAAUCGACUGUUUAAUCAAUGAUGAAUCUACUAUCAAAGGACGGCGAGAAGGCGGAGAAGUCUACCUGCCCUUCUCCUGGGUAGAAAAGUACUUUGAGGUGUACGGCAAAAUAGUGCAGUACGACGGCUACGAUCGUUUUGAGUUCCAGCACAGCUAUUCAAAGGUUUACACCCAACGUGAACCCUACCACCCUGAUGGAGUCUUCAUGUCAUUUGAGGGAUACAAUGUGGAGGUCCGCGACCGGGUCAAGUGUAUCAGUGGAGUGGAAGGUGUGCCUCUGUCCACUCAGUGGGGCCCUCAGGGCUACUUCUAUGCCAUCCAGAUUGCCCAGUACGGUUUGAGCCAUUACAGCAAAAACCUGACUGAGCGCGCUCCCCACGUGGAGGUCUACGACACAGCCGAGGAGAGGGACAGCCGAACCAACACCGCACCCUGGAGUGUACCGAAAGGUUGCAGCCUCAGCCGUGUCCAUGACAAGACCAGAGCUACCUCCGUGCGGCAGUUCAGCGCUCCAGACUCCUCCGAAGGCGUGUCCCUCCAGCUGGGUAACUCCAAAGACUUCAUUCUCAGCUUGGACAUCAAGUUUGUCUCCAACAGCAGCAUAUCUGUAAUCCUUGAAACCACAGAGAAGGGCCCGCCCUUCACAAUCCACUAUGUGACCAGCAUGCAGCUCAUCGCCUUCAGAGACCGUGAUAUCACCUACGGGAUUGGGCCGCGAACCACUUGGAGUACUCUGACCCGGGAUCUGCUCACUGACCUCAGGAAGGGCGUCGGGCUGUCCAACACCAAGGCUGUUAAAGCCACAAAGAUUAUGCCCAGACGUGUGGUGCGAUUAGUCCUACAUGGGCGUGGCUUUGUUGACAACAUCACCAUCUCCACCACUGCCCACAUGGCUGCCUUUUUUGCUGCCAGCGACUGGCUGCUGCGCAACCAGGACGAGCGAGGGGGGUGGCCUAUUAUGGUCACCCGUAAACUAGGUGAAGGCUUCCGACCUCUAGAGCCCGGUUGGUACUCGGCCAUGGCUCAGGGCCAGGCCAUGUCCACCCUUGUGAGAGCCUACCUCCUCACCAAGGACCAGGCGUACCUCAAUGCUGCCCUCAAGGCAGUAGGACCCUACAAGGUGCCUUCAGUGCAACAUGGGGUCAAAGCUGUGUUCAUGAACAAAUAUGACUGGUAUGAAGAAUACCCCACCACACCCAGCUCCUUUGUCCUCAACGGCUUCAUCUACUCCCUGCUGGGACUCUAUGACCUGACUGAGACAGCUGGGGAGAAGCUCGGCAGGGAGGCAGGGCAGCUGUUCAGCCGCGGCAUGGAGUCACUGAAGGCCAUGCUGCCGCUCUUUGACACAGGGUCUGGGAGCAUUUAUGACCUGCGUCACUUCAUUUUGGGCACUGCGCCCAACUUGGCUCGCUGGGACUAUCACACGACACACAUUAACCAGCUACAGCUGCUGGCGUCCAUAGACAACUCCCCCAUCUUCAAGGAUGUGGUCAGGCGAUGGAAAACCUACUUAAAAGGUAUUCGUGCCAAGCACAAUUAGACAAACUACAACCCACAGACUCUAAAGGCUGAGAUGAAAAGAGGAUCAAUAUAUUCUGUGAGACUCAAAGAAUGAAUGAGCAGCGUGUGCCUCGCAUUGUGCGUCUGUGUGCAUCCCACUGGUUGAGGUCCACAAUCUGAAGUAUGAGUUUAGUCAGCUGAAGCUCUCAAUACUCAGACUCUCUCGUGUGCUCUGUUGCAGGUUUUUUAUUUUCUGCAACAUCCACUGUAGCUCUCCUCUCCCUGUUUUUAUUUUUUUAAUUAUUUUUUUUCCUUGAGCUAGUGUUUGUACUUAUGCACAAACCUCAUUUUGAAGUGUGUCUGCAUUCAGGAAGUGUACGUGUGUGUGUGUGUGUGUGUGUGUGUUAUUACAAAGAAUAUAUGUCAGUGGUGAAAGAUAAAAACUCUGUGAAUCACAUUUCUGAUAUUCUUUGAUGCAUCAGCACAUUUUUCUUCCGCAAUUGUAUUUUUUUAACACUUCAUCUCAGAUCUGCAAAGUUUAUUAAAACAAACUGUAUAUAACAGAAUAUAUUAUAAAUUAUUUGAAGGAGAAUGUUGCCAAAAAAAAAAAAAAGAAUGCAUCUUGUCAAUAUAUAAUACUUAAUCAUUAUAUUUCACCACAGCAACAUUUUUAUUGCAAACCCGUAAGAGUUUCAAAUUAAAACACAGGAUUGUUUUCUUCUUUAAACUAUGGCACAUUUAAUGUUUGGUCAGAGAUGUCUAUUAGAGGAUUCAUCCCUUUAUAGAAACGCUGGAAAAUCAAAUGCUAUAUGCUUCCAAACCUAUUUUCUCUCUAAACACAGAUUAAUAUUAGCAAAUAAUAAUUAUAUUAUGUCUUUAGUAGAUGUAUUUUUCCCCUCGAAAAUAAAUAUGAGGUCUAUUGAGCUGCUUGAAAGCCACUGAGUAAUAAGCAAGCUUGUUUGAGGUAGCACACUGUAACAAUGUUAUUGUUCCUGUGGUAAUCAAUGCACCCCUGCAGUAACGCUUAAAAAUGAUACAUUUAUCAUAAUUAGCUGUCAGUGCUGAAGUACCUACCUGUGAUGGUCAGGAUGACACACCUGUGUGCUUCUGUCCUUUACCUGGUUUUGUUCAAAGUUACUUAAACUUAAAACUUAUGAGUAACUUUGAGUUCAGCGUGGUUAUUAGAACACGUGUGUCUCAUAUGAGAGAUCUCAGCUGACUGAGUUUAACACAAGGAUCUCUGAAGAUCUCCAUUAGAUCUCCACUCAUUUCUUUUCAGUUGCACAGUUCAGGAAAAUCUAAACUUUAAAAAAAAAAAAGAAAAGAGUCUAAGCUUUCUCAUUGGUGUGUUGGCAACAUUUACUACUUAGACAACUGAUUGCAGGUGUGAAUGAGGCUAAAUGUUUAACACUAGAUGAGGCAGAGGUAUUACUUAGAGGUGAUAUUUCUGUGAAACUUCUUAAAUGCCAAACCCUCCCUCCCUGUGAAUCUGUCAUUGUUAUAAUUUCAGAUCUUUGUUUUGCUUGGUGUGAAUAUCAGCACCAUCAGUCUAGCCACAUUUUAAUCCCCCCCCCCAAAUUUUGGCCUUUUCAGCUUGUUGUUUACUUGGGAACUCAUCUGAAAAGCCUUUCUUCUGUAACCCAUGCUUGGAAAAUGAUAAUUGCAGGAUACGAGCGUAGGUGGUGUAGAUGUCUCUGUUGUGUGUUUGUGGAGGUGAAUGUGGGCAGCAGAAGCACAGCUGCAUUUCACUACUAUGUUAAUUCACACCAUUUAAAUAGACAAUGCCAGGAAGUACUAAAGCUGGAGGUAAAUUCUUGACAAGCAUACAAAGGCUCGGUCCCAGCAGGCUCUCGUUGCUCCUCUCAGCCGCUGUGAGUGCGUGAACUCGGUGUUUUUAAUCUGAGCGCUGCCCUGUUGACCACGGAGCGCAGAGAAAGAGGCCUGCCUAUGCUCUAACAAUUCACCCGGCUAAUAGGCUGGAGAGCCUGUUCACGGUAUAGUCGCUGCUCACGAUGAGUCAGCAUUCACCGGCAUCGCACUCACAAACAAAACAAAGCGGAGCCCUCAGCAACAAUGAGGCUUUCAUUGAUCUGCCUUUGAAGAUUUAAAGCAGCAGCAGAUUGGGCUUCUUCUGAAUCCUCUUCAUUUUUUAACACCAGGUUCAUGAGACAAAAUCAUUUUCCCACAAGCUUUCAGCUUUCAAGUUAUUUGAGUUUGUGCUAGCAGGACUAAAUCAGAGAAACACUGGACAUGCAGGUUCCCUUUUUCCAAACUCGUUAUUGAUUCCCAGCCUUCAGGCUUCACCUAUACUGAAUUAUUAGCGCCGCUGUCGAUAAUCUGAGUUUCCAAGAAAAAAAGAGGCAAAGGCAGAAUGGUCUGCAUGUAAUCAAGUUUAUUCAUAAAAAUAUUUCUUCUCUACAUAAGUUUUAAUCUGUAAGCAUGACUUUUUUUUUUAAUGUAAUCCUGUUUUAUCACUUAUUGCUUUCUUUACUGUUGUUUUAUUAUUGGAAAAUUACAAAUGUUUCCAAUAAUGAGGGAACUGUUUAACUUUUUCUUUAACAUAAAGUCAAAUAUUGUGAACUCAACCUUUUUUUUAUGAUUAUACUCAUUUAUAUUGCUUUUUUUUUUCUCUAAAGGGUGCGGGAAUUUUUAUCUCGUAGAUGUUUGAGAUAAUCUGAAGUGGGGAACAUUCAGGAAUGGAAGUUUUUGCGUGAGAAUAACGAGCUCCAUGUUGUUUAUACCAAAGUCAUUGAUUCAAGUGUAUUUGUAUAUUUUUGUGCAAAACAACUUCCAUUCAGCAUUUAAUGAUGUAAAAGUCUCCUCGGAGAUGUCAUGGAGAGACACUGCCUUUUGAGAAAUGCUACUUUUUCAGAUGUAGGUUGAGUAGAUUAUAGUUAAAACAAGAUAUGUAAAUGUGCUUAUUGUAAAGGGGUUGUGUGCAACUAGAGAUUAGUGUUUAGUAAGCUACUGUUUAAAGGGAAAUGAGCCAAUAGCUGCAGGUUCUCCUUGAGAGUGAUAUUUUUUUUCCCCUGAGAAUCAUCUGCAAAUUUUCAAGUUUUUUUUUUUUUUUUUGGUUUGGUUUGGUUUGGUUUUUCUAGUUAGACAAAAGCACAACUCUCAGUUAUUGUCACAUGAUUUUAGUUAUGUUUCUUUUUUGGAUUGCUUUUUCUUUUCAGGACAAUGUGCAACGCCUUCAUUAAGAAAGCUGCUAUUGUUAUUCACUGUGUAACAGGUGUGGGAGCUUCUUUUUCCUCAUUUCUGUGGUAUCCUUUCCCGCCUCUACACUCUUUGUUAAAACUCUUCAGCAAAUGGCCACUGUGGUCAAAUGUGAUUUUAUGCAAUAAAAUGUUUACUGGGAUCGUGACACCACGAGAGACCCAGAGUGGUUGUACAGACUUUGCAAUCGAAGCACAAUGUGCAAAUGCUACCAUUUUUUUAGUCCAAGGAAGAGAGGUGUUUAUAUACAGAGUAAAUCUUUGUGCUUUAAGAUUUUGCUUUUUAA
Molecule: messenger RNA, 5617 nt
Organism: Archocentrus centrarchus (flier cichlid)
Lineage: Eukaryota; Metazoa; Chordata; Actinopteri; Cichliformes; Cichlidae
Gene: glceb
Product: glucuronic acid epimerase b
Exons: 7
Coding region: 368-2155 (595 amino acids)
Biological process (GO): heparan sulfate proteoglycan biosynthetic process
Cellular component (GO): Golgi apparatus
Molecular function (GO): heparosan-N-sulfate-glucuronate 5-epimerase activity
Source: RefSeq, a predicted model, not a curated record